AUGUCCUCCCUCACACUCUUCAACUGGCUCACAUCCGAUGCUGCACAUGUGGCGUACAUCGCGCCGUUCAAUGAAGAUGAUUUACCAAAUGAAUAUGAACACUCAAUUCAAUUGGAAGAAUUAGUAGAAAAUGAGAAUGAUGCGAAUGAAGAAAUUGGUGAUCUAGAUGAAAAUGAAAAUAGUGAUGAACCUUUCCUUGAUGAAAAUGAAAAUAUUGAUGAACCUUGCCAUGAAAAUGAAUGUCCCGAAACAAGAUUUGAUUUGAACAUUUAUGAUCCACGAGUUUGGGAUAAUCUUGAUGCAAAAAUGAGAGAUUUACUUGUAGAAAAAGGUCCCCUAAGAGAAACUAAUCUCAAAUUCCCCAUGGACGAACACAAUAGACAUUUUUCUUCAAAUUAUUAUCUUCGUACGUUACCAAAUGGGGAAACUAAGGAUCGAAAAUGGCUAGUGUACUCAAAGGAGUUGGAUAAAGUGUUUUGUUUCUGUUGUAAGUUGUUUAAAACAAUGAAUUCUAGAAGUCAGUUAACUAGUGAAGGAAUUAGAGAUUGGAAACAUCUUGGUGAGAAGCUUAGACAACAUGAAAGCAGUAUUGAACACCUCACUAACUUGAGGUCUUGUGUUGAAUUGCAAAUCAGAUUGAAAACAAAUCAAACAAUUGAUACAGAAUUACAAGAGCUAAUCAAGAAAGAUACACUACACUGGAAAAAUGUUAUUGCUAGAAUCAUUGUUGUUGUGAAAUGUCUUGCUAUACAUAAUUUGGCUUUUCGUGGAACAAAUGAAAAAAUUUAUGAAGAUGGUAAUGGUAACUUUUUAGGCCUGCUUGAAAUGAUUGCAGAGUUUGAUCCAGUAAUGCAACACCAUUUUCGACUCAUUCAAGAUAAGAAGAUUCAUUAUCAUUAUCUUAGCCAUAAAAUUCAAAAUGAGUUGAUAGCUAUUUUAGCAUCAAAUGUUAAACAUGCAAUCAUUGAAAAAAUAAAAACAGCUAAAUAUUUUUCUGUCAUUCUUGAUUGUACUCCUGAUGCAAGUCACAAAGAACAAAUAACUUUAAUAUUGAGGUGUGUAGAUGUUUCAAGUACUCCAAUAAAUAUAGAAGAGUACUUUUUAGAGUUUCUGAAUGGUGAAGAUACAUCUGGAUUAGGACUUUUUAAUGAAUUGCAAAAUGUAAUUGAGUCCCUUACACUUAAUAUUGAUGAUGUGAGGGGACAAGUUAGUAAAAAGUUACAAUCUGAAGACAUGCGUCUUGAUGCUGCUGUAAGACAAUUAGAAGGACUUGUGUUAUUUUUGCGUCUUGAUGCUGCUGUAAGACAAUUAGAAGGACUUGUGUUAUUUUUUGAAAACUAUAGAAUAAAUGAGUUUGUUUCUGCCAUGAUUGAUGCUAAACAAAUGGUCCCUUGA
This is a messenger RNA of Asparagus officinalis (garden asparagus), 1395 nucleotides long. RefSeq lists its product as uncharacterized. NCBI's taxonomy places the organism in Eukaryota, Viridiplantae, Streptophyta, Magnoliopsida, Asparagales, Asparagaceae. The transcript has 3 exons. Bases 1 to 1395 code for a protein of 464 amino acids. The record is from RefSeq and is a predicted model, not a curated record.